Messenger RNA from Punica granatum (pomegranate), 978 nucleotides. Lineage: Eukaryota; Viridiplantae; Streptophyta; Magnoliopsida; Myrtales; Lythraceae. The record is from RefSeq and is a predicted model, not a curated record.
CUCCCACAUGACAAAAAUCUAGUUGGAGUGGUUGGACUGGAGAGUAUUCCCUUUCUUCUUCCUCUUCUUAGCCACUCUGCCUUAAGUUUCUUCGAUCAGUUGAUCCACUUUGGGAAUUGGGCAACUCUGCAGUUUCUUCUCUUAUCCUAAGUGAAGGUUUUUGAGCUUUGAUAUAUAUAUAUAUAUAUACACACACAUAUCUCGGGUAUCGGUCAGGUGUUCUCGGGGACGGUCUUAUUCGGACCUUGAAAAAUGGGGAAGAUGAUGGGUUUCGCGAAGAUAUUGGAGUGCUUCAGUGUGUGCUCAUCGAGGUCGAGCUCUUGUUUCUGCGGGAACUCCGUCGACGAAGAAGAUAUUGAGAAGCUUCCACUGAUGGAGAUUGACAGCAAUGGAGGAAGAAAGAAGAGACUGAGAGUAAAUGAUGUUGUUGAGAAGCAGACACUGGCUUUCCCGCUAAAGCCCAAGAUGGUGAUGCUGAGGGUGUCCAUGCACUGCCACGGCUGUGCGAGAAAAGUCGAGAAACACAUCUCCAAGAUGGAUGGGGUGUCUUCAUACAAAGUAGACCUGGAGAGCAAGAUGGUGGUGGUGAUUGGGGAUAUAAUCCCUUUUGAGGUGCUUGAGAGCGUCUCAAAGGUCAAAAAUGCUGAGCUCUGGACUUCCGCAAAAGCUGAAGAGACCUGAAUUUCUUAAUAGGGACAUAUAAUUUAAACAAUUUUUUUAAUUAACUUUUAUAUAAAAUUCACACACACACACACACACACAUAUAUAUAUAUAUAUGUUAUGAUACAAAAUUAUAGGCUCCCCCAUGUGUAAUCCUUCUCCUUGUGCAGAAAGAGAAUUAUGCACAUGCUGAAGGAAAUCUUCUAGCUACUGUUUUUGCAAUGGUUGGCUGUGUCUGUCAAUGAAUGUGCCUGCUAGCUAUAUAUGUACGUAUCACAUGGAUGCAAUACUAUUUGGCAGUGAAGUAAUAAUUUAUUA